CAAUAAUACCCUUUAAACCCUCAAAACCCCUUACUUUCUCGUGACAAAGCCCUAGAGGAGUUGCUCAUCUUCCUCGUUCAACGUCGUCGCCGCCACCACGGUGUUAGCCGCUCCCCUGCGCCCCCUCACUUUACCAAAUUCUCUGUUCCGGCUCCGAAUGGUCGGAAUUCAUAAGAAAGAUCCCUCGCAUAGUGAGGAUACGAUGGAAGAACAUGACAAUUUGAACGAAAUUAAUGACGAAGAGUCGAAUUCCGAUUCCGAUUCCGAUUCCGAAUCCGAAGAAGUUCGCGCAGAGCCCGCGAAAAAUGCGAUAUACAACAGGGACGGCCUUCUCGAGAAGCUCGAAGACAUUUCCUGGCCGGAAAACGUCGAAUGGAUUCACAAAUUAACCGUCGAUCACGAUCAGGCGGAAGGCGUCGACGUGAACGACGAUCUCGGCCGCGAGCUGGCGUUCUACACGCAGGCAUUGGACGGCACUCGCAAAGCAUUUGAUAAGCUGCAGGGUAUGAAGAUCCCGUUCCUUCGGCCCCCGGAUUACUACGCGGAGAUGGUUAAGACUGACGCGCACAUGCUGAAGGUGAAAGGCAGGGUUUUGUCGGAGAAGAAGAGAAUUGAGGAAGCCGAGGAGAGAAAGAAGAUGAGGGAGGCGAAGAAGGUCGCGAAGGAGGUCCAGGCGCAGAAGACGAAAGAGAGGGCCAAGAGAAAGAAAGAGGAGAUUGAGUCGGUGAAGAAGUGGCGGAAGCAGCGGCAGCAGAGCGGGUUCGCGAAGGGAAAGGAUGGCGAGAUGGAUUUGGGUUUCGACGGUGAUGACGGAUUCGCGAGGUCGAAGAAGAGGAAGACGGGGGUCGCUCCCGGUGAUCGGAGUGGAGGGAUUCGGAGAGGAGGGAAGAAGGGUCAGGAGAAGAACAGGAAGAAGAGGGAUUACAGAGAUUCAAAGUUCGGGCAUGGGGGUAGGAAAGGUGUGAAGAAGCAGAACACUGCCGAGACUACAAAUGACUUGCGAGGGUUCAACAAGGGAGGGAUGAGCAAGAAAAGAAACGGGUAGUUUAUGAUGAAAAAAGAGCGAGAGCUGUGCCUAUGAAAUUUUGUGUUCCUUUAUCAGUUUUUACUUUAUGAUGCAUCAUCUUUGGGAAUUGUUUCACAACUUAUAGUAAUUCUUGGUGGAUUGUAAGAUUGAAAAAGGGCUUCAGUAUGUCAAAAUUUUCACCUAAUUAUAUGCAGGUUUGUGUUCCAAUAA
This is a messenger RNA of Ananas comosus (pineapple), 1237 nucleotides long. RefSeq names its product probable rRNA-processing protein EBP2 homolog. Gene Ontology annotation, biological process: rRNA processing; ribosomal large subunit biogenesis. NCBI's taxonomy places the organism in Eukaryota, Viridiplantae, Streptophyta, Magnoliopsida, Poales, Bromeliaceae. The transcript has 2 exons. The record is from RefSeq and is a predicted model, not a curated record. Gene Ontology annotation, cellular component: nuclear periphery; preribosome, large subunit precursor; nucleolus. Bases 158 to 1045 code for a protein of 295 amino acids.